Messenger RNA from Aspergillus ochraceoroseus IBT 24754, 582 nucleotides. RefSeq lists its product as uncharacterized. The record is from RefSeq and is a predicted model, not a curated record. Bases 1 to 582 code for a protein of 193 amino acids. NCBI's taxonomy places the organism in Eukaryota, Fungi, Ascomycota, Eurotiomycetes, Eurotiales, Aspergillaceae. The transcript is spliced from 3 exons.
AUGGCAACCUCGUUUCUUACAGAUCCUCCAACGCAUAUAUAUACGGAUUAUAUAUCAGGAACGGGGAAUUUGGCCUCCUUGAUUCUACGAUUAAGCUCCCCUCAAUCGCGGCCAUUUUCUCCGCAGUGGCUCUGGGCCUCAUGCGAGGACCCACUCUGUCUAUCAGAUACUAGAAGAUGUAUUAACAGAUUGUACAGUUGGAAGAAGCAAGAACAAGUACAAUGCACAUGUGUUAUUGCACAUAACCUCCCGACCUAUCCAAAGCCCCAGAGAUUGACCUGGCCGUUGAAAUUGAUCGCCAGCACGGCUUACAAUGAUGAUGAUGAUCCGCACAGUCAAACUCAAGCCGGCGCCCCUUCCGAAGUGAUGUUCUCCUUACCAGGAACCCUAAACAAGCCAUUCCGGAACAAAAUGAACGUCUCUAUGUGGCUGCAGCUACAGUGCCUUGGUGGAACGAGCAUAAGUCUAGCUUGCUUGAUCACCUGGACUCCGGAUAAUUUGUCAAGAUUCAUGGCAAUUGAAAAUGUUCCGGAGCAUAGCGAAAACGGCGAAGAGGAACCGCCGCGGUCCAAAGGCGAUUGA